Messenger RNA from Sorex araneus (European shrew), 1663 nucleotides. RefSeq names its product adaptor related protein complex 4 subunit mu 1 (gene AP4M1). NCBI's taxonomy places the organism in Eukaryota, Metazoa, Chordata, Mammalia, Eulipotyphla, Soricidae. Gene Ontology annotation, biological process: protein targeting; Golgi to lysosome transport. The coding region runs from base 152 to 1513 and encodes 453 amino acids. The record is from RefSeq and is a predicted model, not a curated record. Gene Ontology annotation, cellular component: cytoplasmic vesicle; clathrin adaptor complex; trans-Golgi network. The transcript is spliced from 15 exons.
GGCGGGCGCCGGGUUUCCCGCGGUCUGAGCUGGCGCGGGCGGAGGCGACUCGCUCUUAAAGGGCCAGCCCCCGCGCGUCCUUUUGUUCCGGGGCCGCAGGGCGGGGCAGGCCCUACUUUCUCGGUUUCGGCGUCUCGGCUCCGGAUCGACCAUGAUUUCCCAGUUCUUCAUUCUGUCCUCCAAGGGGGACCCGCUCAUCUACAAGGACUUCCGCGGGGACAGUGGCGGUCGGGAUGUGGCCGAGCUCUUCUACCGGAAGCUGAUGGGUCUGCCCGGAGACGAGUCUCCGGUUGUCAUGCACCAUGAUGACAGACACUUUAUUCACAUCCGACACAGCGGCCUCUAUUUGGUGGCCACAACCUCAGAAAACGUCUCUCCCUUCAGCCUCCUGGAGCUGCUCUCCCGGUUGGCCACGUUGCUGGGCGACUACUGUGGCUCCCUGGGCGAGGCGACCAUCUCCCGCAACGUGGCUCUUGUGUAUGAGCUCCUGGACGAGGUGCUGGACUACGGCUACGUGCAGACCACAUCCACGGAGAUGCUGAGAAACUUCAUCCAGGCGGAGGCCGUGGUCAGCAAGCCCUUCAGCCUAUUCGACCUCAGCAGCGUGGGCCUGUUUGGGGCUGAGACGCAGCAGAGCAAAGUGGCGCCCAGCAGUGCUGCGGGCCGCCCCGUCCUGGCCGGGCGCGCUGACCAGAGCCAAAAGAACGAGGUGUUCUUGGAUGUGGUCGAACGGCUGUCUGUCCUGAUAGCGUCUAACGGGUCACUUCUGAAGGUGGAUGUGCAGGGGGAGAUCCGACUCAAGAGCUUCCUUCCUGGUGGCUCCGAGAUGCGCAUCGGCUUGACGGAAGAAUUCUGCGUGGGAAAGUCAGAGCUGAGAGGCUACGGCCCAGGGAUCCGAGUGGAUGAGGUGUCAUUCCACAGUUCCGUGCACCUCGAGGAGUUCGAGUCUCAUCGGAUUCUCCGCCUGCAGCCCCCGCAGGGCGAGCUGACGGUGAUGCGGUAUCAGCUCUCGGAUGACCUCCCGUCCCCGCUCCCCUUCCGCCUCUUCCCAUCUGUGCAGUGGGACCGAGGCUCGGGCAGGCUCCAGGUGUAUCUGAAGUUACGCUGUGACCUGCCAGCCAAGAGCCAGGCCCUCAACGUCAGGCUGCACCUUCCCGUGCCUCGUGGGGUCAUCAGCCUGUCCCAGGAGCUGAGCAGCCCAGAGCAGAGGGCGGAGCUGGGGGAGGGCGCACUGCACUGGGACCUGCCUCGAGUGCAAGGAGGCUCUCAGCUGUCCGGCCUUUUCCAGAUGGACGUGCCGGCUCUGCCCGGGCCUCCAGGUGCCGGCCCCUCCACCUCGGCGCCCCCUCUGGGACUGGGCCCGGCCAGCCUGUCCUUCGAGCUCCCGAGGCACACAUGCUCCGGCCUGCAGGUGCGCUUCCUCAGGCUGGCCUCACGCCAGUGUGGCCAGGCCGGCCCGCACAAGUGGGUUCGGCACCUGAGCCACAGUGACGCCUACGUCAUCCGCAUCUGACGCAGCCUGGUCUGGCUGGAAGGGGCCGGGCUUCCUGCUCCCAUGGCGUUUGAGGAAAGAUGGGGUGACCCACGACGUACAAAUGGAACUUUUAUUCCUCGGAAUUGGCUGUACAGUGUCUAAAAAGUAACGUGGGGAAGCAGCGGCGCC